UCGCCUGCACUCAAACUCUCUCCGCUGUGACUGUCACCUGGCCUGGUUGUCUCCUUGGCUGAGGCAGCGAGCGUCUUUAGGACUUUACACUCAGUGCAGCGCCCCCCCCACACUGAGGGGCCUGAACCUGGCCGAGUUGAGGAAGAGUGACUUCGCCUGCUCAGGAAAUGGCGGCAGUGCGUUUGUGCAGCCGUGCAGCCUGGCGUCGGGCUCGUGUCCUCCGAUGUGUUCCUGCAGCAACAACAUCGUGGACUGUCGAGGGAGGGGCCUCACCGCCAUCCCCGCUCACCUUCCUGAGGCCAUGACCGAGAUACGUUUGGAGCAGAAUGGCAUCAAGUCGGUUCCUCCGGGCGCCUUCACCUCCUACAAGAAGCUUCGUCGGAUGUGA
Molecule: messenger RNA, 388 nt
Organism: Notothenia coriiceps (black rockcod)
Lineage: Eukaryota; Metazoa; Chordata; Actinopteri; Perciformes; Nototheniidae
Product: slit homolog 1 protein-like
Exons: 3
Source: RefSeq, a predicted model, not a curated record